UGAAGUGAACCCGCGUGCAGUCAGCCACCAAACAGAAACUUCACUCUCUGUGAAAAAUAUCAGCACUUCCCUCUCCGUCUCAAGCUCAACCUUCAGCCACCAUCAACUCAACUCUCAACUUCUUUGCAGGAGCAACUUCUCUUCUUGGCAACAAGAUUACGUCGUCUUUUGAGUUUGUGUUUUCAUUGGUUUUGAUGGAGAAAAUUAUGGGAUUGACCAAUUUUCUUUGUCAAGCAUUUCAGACGAAAACUCAAGGCAUUGUAAGUGCUUUAAAUUUUGUUGAGAACACAAAAAUGCAACUUGAAGAUAUGAGGGAAAAUGGUUGGGAUGAUUUUUUCAUGAGUGUGGUAUCAUUUUGUGAACUACAUUGUGUUGAUGUUCCUGAUAUGGGUGGUCGUUAUAUGACGGGCACACGUCGUUCUUGCCAACAAAAAGAUUUUAUUACAAUUGAGCAUGCUUAUCGCAUUGAUGUAUUUAAUAAUGUUAUAGAUUGCAUGAUGAGGGAGUUAAAUGAUAGAUUUCCUGAGCAAACAGUUGAACUUCUUACUCUUAGCUUAGCAUUGGAUCCGCGUAAUUCUUUCAUGUCAUUUAAUAUUGAGCAUAUAUGUAAACUUGCUCAGAAAUUCUAUCCUGCUGAUUUCCUUCCUCAUGAGUUGAAAGCUUUAGAAGUAGAGCUCAAGUAUUUUCAGAAUGAUAUAAAACGUCUUCCAUGCUUUAAGGAAAUCACUACUCUUCCUCAGUUAUGUCAACAAUUGAUGGAAACAACUUUGGGGGAAAACUACUAUUUGAUUGAUAGGUUGGUGUUGACUCUUCCUGUUUCUACAGCAACAACGGAACGAGCUUUCUCAUGUAUGAGAAUUAUUAAGAAUCGACUUCGAAGCACCAUAAGUGAUGAAUUUCUUGGUGAUCGUAUGAUCCUCCACAUUGAAAGAGAGUUUGCUAAUGCUAUUGACAAUGCAUCCAUAAUUGAGGACUUUAAGAGUUCUAAGCCUCGUAAGGUUAGAUUUUAGAUUUAAAUAAUGUUGUUUUGUAUUGCAUUGCAUUGCAUUUAACUUUUGUUUUUAUUUUAGUUUUUGUAUUUGUAGAUCUAGAUGCAUUUGAGGGUAAGACUCAUUACGUCCCCCCUGACUAGGUGUAUCUUUUUAUGUUUAU
Messenger RNA from Prunus mume (Japanese apricot), 1152 nucleotides. The record is from RefSeq and is a predicted model, not a curated record. Lineage: Eukaryota; Viridiplantae; Streptophyta; Magnoliopsida; Rosales; Rosaceae.